AGGAAUGGACGCACAAAAAUGCAGCUUUCACAACAGCCCCUGUCUUGCAUUCGCACAGAUUGGACUUCCCCUACUAUAAGGAACUAAAAAACGAUUUUUUUUUUCAUAUUUCCGUCUUAUUUGUGGAUGAGGAAAACGCGAGGAGCAUUUUGGGCAGGAAUCAUGAAGCCUUUGUGAUAGGAUGAGAAGCCCAGUGCCUCGGUUCAGGGACGUCGAGAAGCAGGCGAGCAGCUUGCAACCUGUGCAGUGUGAUCCUCCCUGUCAUGACAGACAGAGCACCAUGUGGUUUGUUCGGGACGCCUGUGGCAUUGUCUGUGGUGUUAUCACAUGGCUACUUGUUUUCUUUGCGGACUUUGUCGUGCUGUUUGUAAUGCUGGUUCCAUCCAAAAACCUCACCUACAGCUUACUGAAUGGUGUAGUCUUUAACAGCCUUGCCUUUAUGGCUUUGGCAUCCCACUUCAGAGCCAUGUGCACAGACCCGGGAGCAGUACCAAAAGGGAAUGCCACAAAAGAAUACAUAGAAAGCUUGCAGCUCAAGCCAGGUCAGGUGGUGUACAAAUGUCCUAAAUGCUGCAGCAUCAAGCCUGACCGAGCUCACCACUGCAGUGUCUGCAAGCGAUGCAUUCGAAAGAUGGACCACCACUGCCCAUGGGUCAACAACUGUGUUGGUGAAAAUAACCAAAAGUACUUUGUGCUCUUCACGAUGUACAUCGCACUCAUCUCUUUGCAUGCCUUGGUCAUGGUGGUCCUCCAUUUUUUGUACUGCUUUGAAGAUGAUUGGACGAAAUGCAGUACCUUCUCACCUCCAGCAACAGUCAUCCUCCUCAUCCUCCUGUGCUUUGAGGGCCUCCUCUUUCUCAUCUUCACCUCUGUGAUGUUUGGCACCCAAGUCCAUUCCAUCUGUACGGAUGAGACGGGUAUAGAGCAGUUGAAAAAGGAAGAGAGAAGAUGGGCUAAAAAAACUAAAUGGAUGAACAUGAAGGCGGUAUUCGGACACCCCUUCUCAAUAGCAUGGUUUAGUCCAUUUUCUACACCCGACCAUGGGAAAGCUGACCCCUACCAGUACGUGGUCUGAGUUCAGGAAGAAUAGCCCCCUUUCCUUUCCAGCUUUAUGGUAGAGACUGGAGCUCAUUGGACCUGUUUAACUCCAAAUACCCUCGCCAGCAUCCGUGAUUGUAAUCCUGACUUGAGCGAUGUUUCUUGCAUUACAUUUACCAGAGGGACUAUUUUAUUGCUGUAUUCAAACCUAUAUGUGAAACAUUUAUCUCAUAAAUUGUAUAUCUUUGCAUCCAUUUUGUUUCUGGGAAGGAACACUUCAAGAUCGUAGCUUAUUUUACACCAGACGGAGCAAACGCUUCGGCAGUGUUGCAGUUGUGCUUGCACUGUGUUCAUCAGUGUAGCAUCUGACUGCAGAGUAGAUAUUUUUCCUGAUUAAGUUGCUGCAUUAAGUUGCUUUUUAUAGGUGAACACUAGGAGCCAACUUGCUUGCACCUCCAGCCUAUUGCUGAGCACAUGACGAGCGAGAUAUCUGAUUGAUAACUGACUCAGUUAUUAUAGCUUAUAUAUUUUCAAGCCACAAACUGAAACUGUUUGUACGUAACCUAAGCAGUAUCGACUCCACCACUGCUUAUGAUAUAAAUCAUUUAGUAUUGUAAAGAAUGUAUGAUGUUAAACACGAUGCAUUGUAAUAGUCAUUAGUUAAAUAUAUUCUGUAGUAUGAUUUUUAAUCAAGUUACAGACAGAAACACUUGUGGUUCAUGAGUUGCUACUGCAGUGCUACCAAAGCUGUGGAUUUUAUUUUAUUGCGCUAAGCCACAUGUCCUGUCCCACUGAAAUGACGCCACUAAUCAGGGAGCGCUUGUGUCUUGCCAUGCGUGUUGCAUCGCUUCUGGUGUAAAAUGAGCAUUACAAAUGCUACUCAAUAGCCUUAUGUACAUGUAUUAAUAUUCACAUGUCUAUAUGAGAUGAGGGAUCAGGAACAAGGGAAUUGAUUAAUUCUGUGCCAUCUUGUAACAUUUAAUUUCUGUAAAACUCCAGCCGAACACAAAUAAACCUUUUUUUUUUUUUUUUUUUUUCACCCCCCCUUUUUUUUGUCUAUGAAUGAUCAAAAUGCAGCCUGUUGUAAACCAUUCUGUCCGUUGCAUUCCCUUUCAGGGAGUCGGAGUAUAUAAAGUAGUUAGGAGAUUUAAAUGGCAUGUCACACUAAGUAUUGUUACUACCGAAUAAAGAAUGAUGUGAUCAUUAUAUAAAGAAGAUAAUGUAUCAAGGAACUGUCUCUUGCAGUGGUGCAGGAGUAUACACAAUAAAACACACAGGGUUCAUAAAUGGAUCAGUGCAAGACCGUGGUUAAUGGUUAAGUUUAUAAAUAAUAUCAUAUCACAUGCUAUGACCACUGAGGGGAAACCAGGUCAGUGUGAUUUUAUUAAAAAUUAUUUACUUUAAAUCUGUAAAUAAAUGAUGUGGUGUUUGUUUUUUAAAAACAUUAACAACUAUGAUUUUUUUUUUUUUUAAUCUGUUAGAUUUUUAAUAGCCAAUGAGGAAAAAGUCAUCUUUUUUAUUAUUAAUAGUCAUGAAAAAAAACCUUCAAAGUUGGGGUAUAUUAUUUAUAUAUAAGAUAUAAAUUCGAAUACACUGCCUGGCCAAAAAAAAACUUCUAAUUACGCACUAAUGUUUUAUUCAACUGCCUUUAUCUAUCAUGGUGGCCAAUACAUGUGUGAAAAUGAUUCCACUCUCAUGGUUUGAAUCCUGAAUGAGUGGAAACUCCAUAGAUAAGAUAACCUGCUACAUGAAGUCACCAGCUGAUUUCAUUUAAUUGCCACAUAAUGUAGACCUGACCAAUCAUAACGCUGUCUCCAGAGGCUCAUACAGGGGACACACUGCACAAUGAGUGCAUCGCUUCAUGCGUGUCCCUACUUACCCUGACGCACCCAUCACUCUAGUAUAGGGCCAAUCAGACCACACGACCUUUUUCCAUUGCUUCAGUGUCUAGCAAAGAAAUAACAGUUCUUAGUUCUCAGUACAUUGAGAGCAUGGAAAUGCUCUUACUUUGACUAUUAAACAUAACUG
This is a messenger RNA of Clarias gariepinus (North African catfish), 3066 nucleotides long. RefSeq names its product zinc finger DHHC-type palmitoyltransferase 3a (gene zdhhc3a). The transcript is spliced from 7 exons. Gene Ontology annotation, cellular component: endoplasmic reticulum; Golgi apparatus. Gene Ontology annotation, molecular function: protein-cysteine S-palmitoyltransferase activity. Lineage: Eukaryota; Metazoa; Chordata; Actinopteri; Siluriformes; Clariidae. Bases 182 to 1075 code for a protein of 297 amino acids. Gene Ontology annotation, biological process: protein targeting to membrane; peptidyl-L-cysteine S-palmitoylation. The record is from RefSeq and is a predicted model, not a curated record.